AUGACAACGCAGGUGUGGGACUUGCGUAAUAUGCGCAGUUCUAUUUCAACUAUUCGAUUGUCAUCGCCUGCCAAUCGUCUCUCGGUCAGCUUACUUUUCGAUAUAUAUUUACCUGUGAGCCAUGCCCAUGGUGUCAUUGCUAUUCCUCUUGAUAACCGCCACGUUCGCAUCUACGAUAUGGCUGGGAAUCGCCUCCCACGUGUGCCCAACCGGAGAUGUCACAGUCGUAUGGUAUCGUGUGCCGCUUGGGCGGAUGACCAUCCACGCUGCAAUUUGAUCACAUGCGGAUUUGAUAAGGGAGUUUCUGGAUGGAAAGUAGCAUUAACAAAGGAGUAG
Messenger RNA from Angiostrongylus costaricensis, 336 nucleotides. NCBI's taxonomy places the organism in Eukaryota, Metazoa, Nematoda, Chromadorea, Rhabditida, Metastrongylidae. The record is from the annotation of a GenBank genome assembly.